Molecule: messenger RNA, 2020 nt
Organism: Megalops cyprinoides (Indo-Pacific tarpon)
Lineage: Eukaryota; Metazoa; Chordata; Actinopteri; Elopiformes; Megalopidae
Gene: derl3
Product: derlin 3
Exons: 7
Coding region: 99-884 (261 amino acids)
Biological process (GO): endoplasmic reticulum unfolded protein response
Cellular component (GO): endoplasmic reticulum membrane; Hrd1p ubiquitin ligase ERAD-L complex
Molecular function (GO): misfolded protein binding; ubiquitin-specific protease binding
Source: RefSeq, a predicted model, not a curated record
UUAAAGGGACCGCGGCGAAAACGCGGAGCUUAAGGAUCUCCCACAGAAUUAGAUAACGUAAUUUGAAAACAUAAACACAAAUUUAAAAAAGGAUCAUCAUGGCCCACAGUUUCACCCAAGAAUAUCUACAGAUUCCUGCGGUCACCAGAGCCUAUACCACAGCGUGUGUUCUCACUACAGCUGCGGUGCAGUUGGAAUUUAUCACUCCUUUCCAGCUCUAUUUCAACCCCGAUCUGAUUAUCAAAAGAUACCAGAUAUGGCGCCUGAUAACCAACUUCCUCUUUUUUGGGCCACUGGGAUUCAGUUUCUUGUUCAACAUGAUUUUUCUAUACCGAUACUGUCGCAUGCUGGAGGAGGGCUCCUUCCGAGGUCGGACGGCAGACUUCGUCUUCAUGUUCCUGUUCGGGGGAGUGCUCAUGACCCUGUUUGGCCUCUUUGCCAAUUUGUUCUUCCUGGGCCAGGCGUUUACCAUCAUGUUGGUGUACGUGUGGAGUCGGCGAAACCCCUACGUUCGUAUGAACUUCUUCGGCCUGCUCAACUUCCAGGCUCCCUUCCUCCCUUGGGUGCUCAUGGGAUUCUCCCUGUUGCUGGGAAACUCCAUUGUCAUUGACCUCUUAGGCAUUGGUGUAGGGCACAUAUACUACUUUUUGGAAGACAUCUUCCCAAACCAGCCAGGAGGAAGGAAACUGCUAAUGACACCAGGACUAUUGAGAGCCAUCUUUGAUACCCCCCCGGAGGACCCAAAUUACUCCCCCCUCCCCGAAGAGCAGGUGGACGAGGCCUGGCGUGGGGUGAGGGGUGAGGGGGGGCACGGUCAGGACCAGGAUGAAAGAAAUGACCCCCAAAACCCUGACCCCCAAGACCCAAACGCCCAGCACCGGUAGGGUGGCCACACGCUGGAAAGCUCCAGAGAAUAAGGGACUUGAAAAGACUGUGGACUGUAAGCUUACACUGUGUACUGCAGGUGGCUUUAAUACCGAGUCCUCCCCGGACACCUCUGGCCUGGGGAAGUCGAAAGGAAACACAAGAUCUCUGUAAUCCUCAGAAGGCAGCGCUCAAUUUUUCCUAAUGUCAAGUGGCUUAUUUCCUGGUGUGUGAAACUCCAAAGGACUGACGGUUAACGAUCUGAAAUCGCUUUCUGUUCCGUAUCCCAUUUACUCAGAAGACGACGCCUACAACUGUAAUAUAACUGUAACAUGGGUGUGACUCUGGAUUAUUUAUGCUUUCUAAUGUCAGAUUCCUUAUAUGAUGGCUGGCCAUUAACAAUGUUUUUAGUGUGUGUGUGUGUGUGUGAGAAACAAUUUCAAUUGCUGUCAGACCAGUGGUAAUGUAUAACAAAGCCACAAUGGGGAAGCAAAAAAAAAACAUUUUCAUGCAGUUUUUAAUACUUUUGCAAUAUACAUUAAUCAGACCUUGGCUUUGAUACAUCACUUAUGGUAAUGAAGGACAGCUAAUAAAAUAUUCAUAAAAUAAACUGUUGAUAAUAUAUGCUCUUAAAACACAGCACAGUAAAGUCCUGUCCUUUCCCCACACAUGAAUGUUAAAUGGGGGGGAGGGCAAGCUAGAGAUGUAAAAUAUUAGCAAUAUUGAUAAAUCCAUGAGCGUAGCAUUGUGGAAACCAUUCAGUGCCUUGGUUUUGUCCCUAUGCAUGCUAUGUUUGUACACUUCUGUGAUUCCCAGCCCUGUUUUUUGGGGUGCGCUGGUUUCCUUUCCACCUGAUCCCUGAGCUGUUAAUUGAAUAUUCAUCAGGAUUUGACCUGAAUCUGCUGUUAGUUGAUUGUCACAGAUAUUGGUAUUGCAGUUGGAAAGGUGUUUAUUAUUCCAAGAGGCACAGAUGCAAAGGUGCUUACACAAGUUAUGUUUUCACUUGAGCCCCUUAAACAAAUUAGAUGAUAGACAACUAUUACUCUUUUGGGCAUUUGGUUGUUCAGUGGGGCCAAAAACAAUUUAAGCUUGAGUGAGUUGCUUCAAAAAAAAGUUUGAGGUAGUAAACUCACUUCAAACAGGAUGUUUAGUCCCC